UUCGGCGCGCCAGUUGAUGCCGGUGCGAAGGCAAAGGCGGUGCGCCAACGCCACGCGAACGCCACGCGAUGGACGAGGCCACCAAGGCCGGCUACGGCGUCCUGCUGAUGCGCCAGGCGCUGCCCAAGAGCGAGUUCUAUGCCCGGACCACCGCAAACAUACGUGCCGGCCUCCAGGAGCCGGCGCCCGGUCCGGCCGAUACAAUACCGUUUGGGGUGUUGGGAAGAGGGCCGACGCGGAAGCCGUUGGAUCUUGCGAAAGACGCCCACGUCGCGGCGCUGGCGGCGAGAUUGGACUCGCUCCACGGCGCAACCGCACAAGCCGCCGCGAGGGGCAUGCCGCGGAGCGACGGGUUGGAUGAAGCCACGCUCGCAUUGUAUGCCAAACUAACACAGCUCCUCGACGCGGACCCGAUCGGUAAAAUAGAAGCGCUACGCACCGAACAACGGCAGGCUGUAGCGGAGGCGAAAGCAGCCAGAGCCCAGGGCGCCCAGGUGUUGAAGCGGGCGGAGCAGAUGGAAUUGAGGUUGGAUAGGAUGGAAAGCACCAUUUCUCAGACGGUCACGGACGCGAUACAAGCGCAAGUAUCGACGAGAAUCGAUGCCAUCGCUUCAGAACUGAAAACGGUGCCCGGUGCGGUCAGUCGGAUGGAAAGUGAAUUAAACGCCGCCAAGGGUACCAUAGGUGGUUUGGUGGACGAUGUCAAGGCGCUGAAGGACGAUAAGGAGAAAAUGUUAGAUGCCGCGAAGAGCAUGGAGGCGGCCGCUCUGCUCGCGGCGCCGCGCGAGGAUUCGCUGAGAGCGGAAGUAGCCAUGUUGGCGGAGAGGAUCGAGGAGCUGCGCACGGCCUCAAACGGUGUGGACGUCCUGCAGGCCGUGGAGAAUCUGCGGACCGAACUGCGACCGCCGGAGGCGCCGCAGCCGACGCGGUCCGACUCGCCGCCGACCUCGCGCCUGUCGCGCCAAUCGGCCUUCGACGCCUCCGUGGCGUCUUCCCAAAGAACUCAAAUCCAGCGCCACGACGCCGCUCCCUCGGAGGCGUCCUCGCAUGUGGGUGCUUCCGCCGAUCUUGGAGCGCAUACGCUGGGCGCCUCGGCCCAGGUCUCGGACGCCUCCCAGGACUUGGUGCGCAUGGAUUCCGUGUCCGCCCACGCUUCGGUGGAGGCUGAACUGAAAUCGCCCCUCGCGGACGCCAUUUCCAGAGCAGCGGCGGAUCGGCGGAAAGACGCGCGGCCGAUCUUUCUCCAGGACACGCCGGCCAAGGACGCUGAGAGCACGGGGCCGCCCGCGUGGAUGUGCGACUCGUCGCUCGAGGGCGGCGGCUCGUUGAUCUCUGGCACGCCGCGCGCUGGCUCCGACUCGUCGCGGGAGACGCCGCCGAUUCCCGAGGAGGAGGCGGGGCUCGACUAAGUUUCAAGGCUAGU
Molecule: messenger RNA, 1423 nt
Organism: Pelagomonas calceolata
Lineage: Eukaryota; Pelagophyceae; Pelagomonadales; Pelagomonadaceae
Source: the annotation of a GenBank genome assembly